AUGUAUCUCCGACGCCUUCUUACGCCCCGAAGAUUUAAAAAAGUUGUAAAGCGUUUGAUUUUCGCACUAACUGCAUGCUUGAUCUCGUUUAUUCUAUUCUUCAGUAAAUUUUGGGGAAGACAUAGCGACAAUACUGUUAAGGAACUCUCCGCGUUUCCAGGGAUGAUCAGUGGCGCUGGCCAACAGGAUCUCCGUUAUGGCGACGAGAAUACUGUUGCAGUACCUGUGUCAAACGCAGUUCUUAAUGUUCACGUUUGGCGAAUGCAAUGCGGUUCAAACGUUGCAUAUUUAAAAAAGUCACUGUUCUUUCCAAAAUAUCCUGAUCAGGAGAAGUUCAUCAACGAGUUUCAGGUUGAAGACGACAGCGUGGACUACGGUCAGAAAAUCUUUGGAUAUUUACAUCCACAAAGUAAUGGUUUGUAUCGUUUUGCGAUCGCCUCUGACGACACUUCGGAGUUAUGGAUAAGUACAGACGAAUAUCCCGAAAAUAAACGACUAGUUGCUCGUGUGUUUAGUGAAAAAGAAAUAGCUUGGACUCGUAAGGACGAGUUAGAUAAAUAUCCUGAACAGAAAACCAAAAAGCCACUCUAUCUUCAAGCUAAUACGAAAUACUACGUCGAGGUUUUACACCAACAAGGCAUAUACAAAGGGUUCGUGCGUGUAUUUUGGACUAUAUCUGACAAAGAUGAAGAUUUAAGACUCAUCACUUCACAAUACCUCUCGCCAUUUUUGCAGAAUACAACGCAUAUAACUAAGAAAAAAGUAGCCCUCCACAAUGUGCUUUCGCAGCGAUAUCAGCAAGAGUUUCAAAAACAAUCCGACCGAAUCAGCAGCAAAUUUGUCAAGUUUUAUUCUCUGCCUUUCAUUUCGAAAGCUAAUUUUCUAACUUCCUGCUAUUACAAUAGUAGUUUUGUAGCAAGAACUAAAGUUCAUCGCAAUAAAGGCGUGACAAUGGUGUUUGAAUCCAGUGUUUUCCCACCAGACGAUACGCAGAUGUCAAACGCCCCCGAAUUGGGGAGGUGGGGCAGUCCAAAUCGAGUCGCCGACAGCGAGGUCAUUCGGUCAGUCGUGCAUAGCCUGGUUGCUGCACUUCGUCUCAGUUCCUCAAAGUAAGUUAAAUGAAAAUCUCGUUAAAUGUUUUAAGAUAUACCGUAUUUCCUCUGAUAAGCGCCCAUGCUCUAACAAGCGCUCUCCCCCGAAUAAGCGCCCACCCUGUAGCCAAAACACAGUAAAUCCGGGUACUAUUUGGUGUAAGACUGCCCACCGCCCAGCACAUGAGACCGCGGAGUUGGUAUGUGUUCUUCAGUGCUAUAAGUAUUAAAGCCUACCGGUGCGGCUUAAAUUUAUUUAUUUCGGUGGAGACGCUUCAUUUUCAAGGUGCUAGCCGGUAUUACUACAAAAACCAGUCUGCCAACACUGAUGGGGGAACUCCACCACGCGACGCACAAAAAGAGAUAAGAAAAAAGCGUUCAGUCGGACAUUUUAAGCUGACAGCGAAGUUAAAAGGCACGAAGAAAAUGAACAAGAAUGUUCACUCAUUGCCCUUGCAUGUGUUCACUAGGCCUUUUCAUAUCUAGACGUUGUCGCAUGACAGUAGAUAGAUGAAGCAAAUUCAACGCUACGAUUAUCUCGUACCCAGAUCUCUUGUUGACGAGAGAUCUGGGCACGAAAUUAACUCGACGACGGUAACGAUGGCGCGUGCAGUUCAAAAUCCUUAUCAAACAGUGGCAGAGCGGCAAAUUGAGCACUAGAAGUCACGUCAACUCCUUUCUGUGACAAUAAUCUCGUAUCCCAGAUCUCUUGUUGACAAGCCGAAGGUGCGAACUGGUCAAAUCCGAUUUGUGUACGUGAUCGCCUGUCAGAAAUGCAACAGGCCAUGAAAGAGCACAUGCUUGAAGUAAAUCAUAAAAAAACAGGCCCCAAUUUUUUCAAUCCCCUGACACUUCAUUCAUUGCAACGGCUGCAUGCCUUUCUCGCAUGCGAUCAUAAUGCUUGUGGUAACACAAGGCAAUAGCAUGUUUUCCUUGACAAGUAUUCUGCGCUGAAGUAACAAUAAUUCUUACAUCGACGCCCGGGGGUGGGGGGAACUCCGCAUAUGAAAGGGGUGGGGAUGCUCUUCGUCUCGCUUAGGGGUGUAAAUUUCGGAUUUCGGUCUGACUUAGGGUGUUCUGGGCAAAACGCCAUCAUAUUUCGUUUAGGGUUGCACUUAAAAAAAUAUAAAAAAAUCCAUAUUGUCUGUGUUUUAACAUGGUCUCUUUUAGGGGUCAAAAAAACUUGGGCCACGCCCAGAUCGGUCUCCUUAAGGGGUUUAAUUCAACAUUUCCGACGAGCAUCCCCACCCCUUUCAUAUGCGGACUCCCCCCCCGGGCAUCGAUGCUUGAUUGAUGAUCCCUUUGUUUACAAAUUCUUCUAGCUUUUUUUUCACCUUUUCUUUUUCUUUCAGGAACUACACUUUGAAGAGAAUUCACAAAGUUCUACAAAAACCAGAUCCGGUUUAUGGGGACCGUUUUUCCGUUGAUCUGGAACUUGGCCUUCCUCACACUGAGAAAUCAUAUCGCUUCUCUGAGCACGUGUAUCAAAAAAAGGGAACAAACAGUUUGUGUCUUCCCAAGGGAAUCGAGUGGAACAGAAACGUCACCGUUUACAUAAUACUCCCUGUUAAAGAUCAGGGAAGAUGGGUCUAUCAUUUCAUCAAUGGUCUCACGGUUGCCAGCUUAUUAACGGGUGAUAAGAACUUCCACGUUAUUGUUGCUGAUUUUGAAAGUCAAGAUAUCGACUUUGCCAAAGCGUUCGACACUGCCCUUCUGAGGAGCAGGCACACUAUUAUCAACUUGACCGGUAAAUUUUACAAGACCCUGGCACUGAACAAAGCUGUAGAGCAAGUACCAAGUGCGCAUGAUCUGUUGUUCUUGUUUGAUCUUCAUAUCGAUGUGCCCGUUGACAUUCUGGACAGCGUGCGAAAGGUGAGUUGACACGUGUUGUUGUAGAUCGUUUUCCCUUGGAGUCACAGCGGCCAUAUUGGUGUUGCAAAACAAUGAAACCGCGGCCAUUGCACGUUGGUGUACCAAGACAAUCCUGUGGACGUUGAACUCUUUUCUCAUGAAAACGCCUUUUAUUCUGUUUCAAUAAAUUACCAAAGAUGUUUGCCUCGUGAGUGAAAACGCUCCAUAACAAGAUACACUGACUUCUUUUGCGGAUAACUUGUUAUUUUGUCUCGAAAUACUGAUAUAGCGUUUUUGCCUACUCGUAGCCAAAAAUCUAAAUGCCGAGUGUCUGUUGCAUUUUAGAGUACUGAAAAUGUUGUGGUCAUUUCUGUUGGAAAAUGGGUUAUACCAAAUUCCUUCCGACCACACUGUCAGAAUUCUUGUUACGUUUAAGUAUCAAGAUCAAGUUUAGUUUCCUUAUUUUCAACAGAACACCAUAGAAGGAAGAAUCGCUUUCUUUCCCACAGUGGGACGUUUAGACUGUCAAAGUACAUAUAUUGAUCAUCAAGGCCAUUGGGAGAUAUACGGUUAUGGUCUUCUUGCUGUAUAUAAAUCGGACUGGAUACGUUUUGGCGGUAAGUUAAAAGAAAAUCGUUAUUUUAAUACCGUCCCUGCUGAACCACGUGACAUACAUUUGAACAUUUUUUUGGCUCCGAUCCAAAAAUAAGAGAACUGCAGAGAGCCAAAUUUUCAUUUUGAGUUACUAGACGAUAAAGUGUAUUUUUUACAUGACUUUAUGUAGAUACCCUGCGUUGCAGACGUGAUGAAACCUCGGUAGGUAAGUAACGUUUCUUCGCCGAGGUCUUUGUUCUUGGCCCACAACGGACUCAACAACUUAGCGGAAAUGCGUUUUGAAUUUCCUUUCAACUUUACUGGCAAAUCGACUAUCGUUAAGUUCCUAAAGUAACGACGCCCCGAAAAUAGUGGAUAAAAUUUCAUAGGUGUUAGCAAAUGCCAAAAGUAGCGACCCUCCGAAAGUAGCGACUUGAAAAGUGAUUUCCCUUCUUCAGCUAGAAAUAACGAAAAUCAUAGUGCUGUUACAACAAGCUUUACGAAACUGACGGGUAUAAUGAUCUUUGACAUUCCCUUAUGUAACUCAAAACGCACAGUACAUCUUUUUUUUAUGCUCAAAACGUCCUCCUUUCGUCUACGAAUAUCCACCCCGUAAUCAAACAAUUCUUUUGAAUAUUUAUUUAAAAAAUAAUAACAUAAAAAUAAGUUUCCCCUAAUAAAACGUGUGGAUGUUUUCACAAUUGUCGCGAUGUUAUUUUUAUAACUUUGUACGGCCCAUGUACAAUACAGGUUUAAGCUACCCGAAAGUAGCGAUAGGAAAAGGUUGCUAAUCCGAAAGUAACGAGGGUCGUUACUUUCGGAACUUUACCGUCUGACUUUUUUAAAAGGCCAAUUAUGACGGGUACUCAAAUGCAGGUACACUGUUGUAUAUCGAUCUGCCCGUUGACAUAUCGAUAUGAACAAGGGUUUCGGCGCUGUUUCGCAGACCUUACUAACCGUGGAUUGAUUAUGUCUACGACGCAGGCUAUAUGUAGAAAGAUCCAAGGAAUUUCCCUGUUAAACUUAUCAGUUAUUAUUAUUCAUUCAAAAUAUUUCCCCGAUUCUGAUUGGCUAAAAGCACACGCAUAAUUCACCAUAACCAGUUUCUGAUGACCAAAUUUGGAAGAAUUUUGUGUUUAACGAGGAAAUGACGUCAAAAAUGCAGUGUUCGUGCAGGUUAAGGCACCGUUAACCGAGAAGACCUGGGGACGAGGUUGAGUUGUUUUGCUUGUGAACUUGAAAAAUGGCGGACAUUUCACUCGCUUCAAGAGUAAGAACUAUGCGAAAAAAUAACUAAAAGCAUGGCAAGAACAGUAAGAAGACAACUCGAAGGGCGACAUCUGCUAUUCGGAGAAUAUUUGCGGAGCUGGACAAACCUAAACGUGCACUAUCGAAGAUGAACUUAACAUCGAUGGAUCGAUGGAGGUCAGCAUGUUUAAGCCAUGUUUUUCAACUAGGAAUUAUUUUGACUGAAUACUAAAACAGUUAUUGAAUUCGGCUUUCGUAUCAUAUAAAAGAAUUAUGGAGAUCUCGGAGGGUGUUAUCCGCCUCGGCCUAAGGCCUCGACGGAUAACACCCUCCUCGAUCUCCAUAAUUCUUCAUAAGAUACUCAGCCUUAUUCAUUAAUUGUUAAUUAUUUAAACUACAGUUAGCCUGCUAGCAAACUCUCCGGGACGCUCUGACUUGCUUGAAGGCUCGACCACAGUUAGUCAGGUGAGAUGAUCAGUAAGAACAAAGGCUAUUCGUAAAACAUAUUUCAGAGGUUAACGCGCGGAAAGAUUUAACUGGCGACCUUCCAAUUUUUCGCAUAGAAGUAGUCCGUUGACGUUGUAUUCGUUUUCAAUACAUUAGAUUUGUUUAAUACGUACACUCGCCUCGCACGUUUCUAUGUACAUUAAGUCAGUAUUUUUCCUCGGUAUAUCGGUAUAACAUGCGAGUAGUUCUAAUACAAUAAAGCAUGUAAAGUUUGGAUCAAAUAGAACAGUGUGAUUUAUUGUUACGAUUGGAGUCACACAUUUUAUUUGUUUGCACCGGCGCAUCGUGAGAGCGCUGUUAUGUGAUCCAUGUCCUGAAAGUCCAAUAGCGGUUUGUAUUUGGGAGGGGGGGAAUUGCAAGAUAAGAGAGUUGUAGCCGUUUGUCUUGUCAUUGAGUACAAUCGUAACUUUUAACUGCUUAAGAGGCAGUCUCCCUAAAAGCGUUCCACUCGAUUUUGGACUCGAAAAAACUUUUGCCUCAUAAUUUUACCAUCAACACUACUAUCCAUCCUGAUAACGAAAUUGCAGUUAGAAUGAGGAAAUUGUUUAUUUUACUGCCAUUCCCAGCAUUUCAUUGCUGGACGACCGUUAGCGGCUAAAAUAUGCAAAUUUUAGUCUCUGCUAUACAGGUUUUUUAACGAUCGUUCUAAAGUUCUUCGGGUCAUCAAAUCCUAGACUAUUGCACUCAUUUGGAAGCAUAUUACUUCUUCUUACUGUUCCAAUACCGUUUAGGCGUUAUCUUUCUGUAAUCAGCAAAAACUGGUCGUCUUUAUUUCGCUAAUCCAAUUAAGAAAGCAAACUGCACGAGAAAAUGCCUCAAAAACAUCUCAAAAUUCUCAAAAGUGGCACCUAAACUAGACCUAAAAACAUGGUUUAGUUAAAGAUUAAUAGCUAUUUUGUCAAGUUAUGCAAUAAAACUUGUGGCACAACGCGAUUCAGAAUUGAAGGUUUCAACUCAAAUUUAGGCAAAUGUUCAAUUUGCGUUGCGUGACGAUACCGGCUGCUGUCACAACAAAAUCCUCAGUUAUUGAAAUACUUGCCACUUUUAAGUAAGAUAUGCCUCACUUUCCCACCAAAACUAUAUUAAAAUUCCGUUUUUCCCUUUGCCAAUGAUACAUAUUGUUCAAAAAUUAGUUCAGCAAGUAAAAGAUACCUUUCCAAGCUUCAUUUAAUAUUCCCACUGCCCCGAACAUUCGUGUUAAGUCUGUUGUGUCAAGACGGAAAAAUACCUUUUCAGAACCAAACCUCUUCUAGCUUAAAAUGUGGUCCAGUCUGAAAAAGCUGCAUUGACCAGAAGUUACUCCGAUCCAUCAUAUUAUAAAAUCGAACGUUAGAAGAAAAGUAAAUUUCCCACUGCUUGAUUAAAUAUGCGUGAACAGGUCAGAAAAUGUUUGACUUGUACUUCGCCCCACGUAAGGGUAUCCGGAUUCCGGAAACUGGAAAAUUUUUGCUUGUAGGAUCCGGAAUCCGGGAAAAUUUUGAUAUGAAAUCCGGAAUCCAGGGCUUUGGAAUCCAGAAUAGAGCUCAAGCACCCUACUAAGGAAUGAAAUUCCACCGGAAAAGACUGGAAUCCAGCACCCGGAAUCCUGAAUCCAUGGAAUGGGAUCCAGAAUCCACGACUGUCUUGUAUUCGCUAACAUGGGGCGAUAGUACUGGACUGUGAACGACGACUUACAAUUUUCCCUUUAUUUACCUUCCACUGAUCAGGAGCCCAUAUUUGAAGACUUUGUUAAUGAAAUUUCAAUUAGUAGGUUUCUUCCAUUUCCUGACUGUUUCUUCCUAUUAACAGUGGUCAGCGUUUGUUUUCACGCUCCAAGAGACAGUCUGGAGUCUAAGGCUACUUUUGUAUCGCAGCCAGUUAAUAAAGAAGUUGGCACACGCAAAUAAUAAAGUUUCAACAUUAAUUUCGAAUCGUGCAACAUCAGUGAAAGUAACAAGAAAAUAAAGUGUGGAAGUUCACGCGUUUUUCCCAACUGAUAAAAGUACACGAUUGUCAGGACACCAUUACUUCUUACCAUGAAACCUGUCAUCCAUCGAAGUCUGAACUAAGUGAAGCCGACCCAGUACUCUCAAAAGAUGGUAAUCAUUGACCUUACGAAAAAUCAAGUGAAACAGAUGGUGAUCUGCUUCCCCAGGAGGACUCCCAUGCAAAAGUGACGUGGGUGCUCGUCGUUUGCAGAUUUUGGUCUCACUUCGGUUGUUUGGGACGGAAAGUACCUAAAUAUGCUCAUCCAGGUAUCGCUUAAGGCUGUGCAUAAAGAAAUUUGCCAAAAAAAAAAAAAACGCGGUGACGCUGACCUCACAGAAAUCUCCUUUAGGGGUCAGUUUAAGCUUGAGCCACACCCACAUUGGCCUCCCUUAGGGGUUUAAAUAAUAAGUUAUUAAUUUUCCGACGAGCAGCCCUUCACUUUUAAAUGAAAGUCCUCCCGGCGAUUACCGACAAAUAUCGGCAUAUAAACUCGGACGAUUUUGGCGGACACCUCGUAUAGAGGACCAAGAAAGGAAUAUUAGGACCAAGGACGGGCAUGUAAUUGGUGUGGAGAUUGCUAAGAUCGUAUACCAUCUAUUUUAAAGGAUGGGAUCACGUACGUAUAAAAUCAUAAAAUCAUUGCUAAUAUCCUUAUCACUAGUUCCUUUAUCUGUGAUAAGAUAACGACAAAAGGGCCAAUGGGUAUUGUCAUAAUCGUAACUUCAAGUUCAGACAAUGAUAAACUCAGUAGUGAGUGAUGAAGUUAUGGAGAAAAGUAGGAAGUGGCUUUAAGUCAAAUAUCCUGAUAUUAAUCAGUGUUGCAGUAUGGCAUAAAGUUACACAGUCAGCUGAUGCACUUGCACAUUUGAUAUCAUUUAUUUAUGACCUGACGGAUUUGAAUAUCACAAGAUACACGCGUGAAACGGAAAGUGAUAAGCGCAUAUCUAAACCUAAUUUGGAGUCGGAGUUAAAUUGCCAAAAUCGUGAUUACCUACCUUUAGGCAUAUUACUGAGAGUACUCAUGACAAUUGUUUAGUACCAUGGAGAAUUCACUGACAGAAUUUUCUAUUGAAGCCCAACGUGGACAAAAACCUCUGAAUUCGAACAAUCAGUAGAGGUGAGAACUGACGUGAAGUCUGAAUCCGGCAUUGUCGAAGGUUUCCCGAGCAUGAACAUUUCUCCAGGUCGAGACCCCUACACUGUUUUUACGUCUUUUCUCGUCUCACGUCUUGUUAGCGGUUAUUACCCUGUUCUUACAGACGCUUGCAUUCUACCACGUUAAUGAUGUAAAAAUACAUACAUCUGAACAACAGCUGAAGGAUCUAGGAUCACAUUUUUAAAAAUCGGCCUUUGGACCCUCCGUGUGGAUCCAAAUUCAUAUUGAUAUCGAUUUUACUAAAUUAAGCGCCACCGCGUUUAUCAUUUCGUUUUUGCGACUACAGUGCGGCGCUCAUUUGAUGCACCAGCCUACCGCGGACAGUUUUGUUGAGCCACUCAGAGAGGAUCUUAUUGCUUUUAUAUGUCUGCAUACCGAGAUGCUAUGACAAAGAAUAUAAAGACCGCAAAUACUUCACAAAUCUUAUGAAAAAAAUACAAAAACAAAAAACGAGCGAGAUUGCAUGCGAGUAAACAAAGAUCUGGUACAAAUUUCCCUAAAACAGUCAAAUAUAACAAUAUAACAAGCUUAACAACUUGACAGGCUAACGGUUUUAUUCGGUGGUGGUAUAAAAAGGUUACAACCGAACACUGUCUGGCUACCCCUGGCUACUCAGUCACUUCACUCGCUGUCCAUCACGAAAUUGAUAGAGUACAGCAUUACCAGCAUAGCACUAGCACUGUAUAUAGACAAUCAGAUUUGUGAUCGAAGGCCGGUAGAUUUAUACAUCUUAGAAUUUAUACUAAUAUCAAAUUCCUAAAGGUGUCCGGACACUAACUUAAUUCAAUGUACAUUUCACAGCUGAUUUCAUUUUUUUUAAGGGCAAAAACAAUUUACUUGAUAAGAAUUUAUAAGUACGAGACCUAUUGUGGCGUAGACGUAAUUAACGGAUUGUUGAUUUUACUUCUUUGAACUCCAGUCCACAUUUUCUUAAUUUUUCUUUAAGGACUACCGUGUACCAUCGUCCCAUAUAGUGUAAAGGUGAAUGUGUGAAGGACAUUCUAGCUACAAAAUGUAAAUUCUUCCACCUGUCACAAGACAGGAGAAGCAUUGUUCUCGUUAAUGUUAUCUGUAAAACAAAAAUGUUCGUUAGAACGCGAUUGAAGUAUGUCGAAUAGCCUCUUCCAGACGUUCAGACUGUGGGGGCGACCCUCCAAGGGAUGCCAGUAAGAAAAGGGCGAAGGGGUGGGGUAGAGAGAAAUGCGUAUUUUUCCUGACCCACUCUACUAAUAAGAAGGCCAACUACUGGGAGUCGAACAAAGGACGGCCGGCCGAGACUAUUAAUACGAAGGUCAGUGGAAAAGUAAACUUAAACUUCUAUAAGCUUAACCUAUUUACGAUUUUUCUUGUUGAUAAAGUAAAAAAAAAGAAACAAAAAAACAAGAAAAAAAUAAAACAGAAAAAUUGUCUUUUGUAGGAUCACGAAGAAUUUUUUUACUGUCACUGCGGCCCGUGUCACGCCACGCGAAUUCGGCAUCAAUAUGCAAAUUUAGGUCGAAUCCUUCAAUUCUGAAUCGCGUUGUGCCACAAGUUUUAUUGCAUAACUUGACAAAAUAGCUAUUAAUCUUUAACUAAAACAUGUUUUUAGUUCUAGUUUAGGUGCCACUUUUGAGAAUUUUGAGAUGUUUUUGAGGCAUUUAUUCGUGCAUCUUGCUUUCUUAAUUGGGUUAGUGAAAUAAAGACGACCAGUUUUUGCUGAUUACAGAAAGAUAAUGCCUAAAUGGUAUUGGAACAGUAAGAAGAAGUAAUAUACUUCCAAAUGAGUGCAAUAGUCUAGGAUUUGAUGACCCGAAGUACUUUUAAACGAUCGUUAAAAAACCUGUAAAACGGCAUCUAAAAUUUGCAUAUUUUAGCCGCUAACGGUCGUCCAGCAAUGAAAUGCUGGGAAUGGCAGUAAAAUAAACAAUUUCCUCAUUCUAACUGCAGUUUCGUUAUUAGGAUGGAUAGUAGUGUUGAUGAUAAAAAUAUGAGGCAAAAGUUUUUGCGAGUCCAAAAUCGAGUGGAACGCUUUUAGGGAGACUGCCUCUUAAUUUUGAAAGGAAUGAAUGCCGAGGAAUUCAAGUACAAAUGGGGUGGAGAAGACUGGGACCUACUGGACCGCAUCGUGAAUGCUCAGUUGGAAGUUGAAAGGAUUAAGUACCCAGGCCUCUAUCAUCAUUAUCACACCAAGCAGGAAAUGUGGAGUUAA
Molecule: messenger RNA, 10603 nt
Organism: Porites lobata
Lineage: Eukaryota; Metazoa; Cnidaria; Anthozoa; Scleractinia; Poritidae
Source: the annotation of a GenBank genome assembly